Messenger RNA from Aureobasidium pullulans EXF-150, 2229 nucleotides. RefSeq names its product AAA-domain-containing protein. Gene Ontology annotation, biological process: Golgi to plasma membrane protein transport; SNARE complex disassembly; intra-Golgi vesicle-mediated transport. The record is from RefSeq and is a predicted model, not a curated record. Gene Ontology annotation, cellular component: Golgi stack. The transcript has 2 exons. Gene Ontology annotation, molecular function: ATP binding; ATP hydrolysis activity. Bases 1 to 2229 code for a protein of 742 amino acids. Lineage: Eukaryota; Fungi; Ascomycota; Dothideomycetes; Dothideales; Saccotheciaceae.
AUGAGACUACGUCCUUACCAGCUCAAGGAGCCAGCCUUUGUCUUUGGUAACAUUUGCGCCGUGUCACCACAAGACUUCCAACCCAACCCCGAUGGCAGCGACCUCUACCUUCUGAUCAAUGGCUUCUUCGUCAUCUCAGCGCGCAUCAAGCAGGGCUUCCCUGGCGGUCACAUCAGCAUGUCUGAUCCUCAGCGCACAUGGAUGCAAAUCGCCCUCACCGACGAAAUCGAUGUUCAACCCUACGACGCCUUCGCACAGGGUGCAUCAAGCUACCUGGGAAACAUGGACGUAGAAGUCGGCUUUGCCGGAAAGAAGUCAACCGAAGCACCCUACGAUCAAGAUGAACUUGCCGCUGCUUUCAUCCACAACUUCCGUAACCAAAUCUUCUCUCCUGGCCAACUACUGCUCAUGGAUUACAAGGGUAUUCCCCUUCGUAUGAUUGUCAAGACAGUCGAGUUGGUAGAUCUAUCCAUGAAGGCUGGUUCCGAUACACAAGGCCCUACACCAGACCCUCGUGCUCGUGGUAUCCUUACACAAGAGACUCAAAUCAACUACUACAAGGAUGUCAAGACCGGUAUCAACAUCAAGGGUUCCAACCGUCGUCCUGCUGCCAACUCGGUCGUCCGUCCCGACUUCAAGUUCGAGAACAUGGGUAUUGGUGGUCUCGACACUGAAUUCGCCGCCAUCUUCCGUCGUGCUUUCGCUUCAAGAAUCUUCCCCCCUGGUCUCGCCGACAAGCUGGGUAUUCAGCACGUUCGUGGUAUCCUUCUCUACGGUCCUCCCGGAACCGGUAAAACUUUGAUCGCUAGACAAAUCGGAAAGAUGCUCAACGCAAGAGAGCCCAAGGUCAUCAACGGUCCUGAAGUCCUCAACAAGUACGUCGGUCAAUCAGAGGAGAACAUCCGAAAGCUCUUCGCAGACGCAGAGAAAGAGUACAAGGAGAAGGGUGAUGAAUCUGGUCUGCACAUUAUCAUUUUCGAUGAACUGGAUGCUGUCUGCAAGCAGAGAGGUUCAGGAGCUGGCGGUGGUACUGGUGUUGGAGACAGCGUCGUCAACCAGUUGCUUUCCAAGCUUGAUGGUGUCGACCAACUGAACAACAUUCUGCUCAUCGGUAUGACCAACAGAAAGGAUAUGAUCGAUGAAGCUCUUCUCAGAUCUGGUCGUCUGGAAGUACACAUGGAGAUCUCACUGCCCGACGAGCACGGCAGAGCCCAGAUUCUUAAGAUUCACACCACAAAGAUGCGCGAAAACAAUGUCAUGGGUGACGAUGUCAACCUUCAGGAGCUCGCAGCUUUGACUCGUAACUUCAGUGGUGCUGAGAUCAGUGGUUUGGUUAAAAGUGCAUCAAGUUUCGCAUUCAACCGUCACAUCAAGGUCGGCACGUUGGCUGCAAUCGAUGACAACAUCGUGAACAUGAAGGUCAUGCAGCAAGAUUUUAUUGAUGCGCUCGGUGAAGUACAGCCCUUGUUUGGUGUAUCAGAGGAAGAGCUUGACCGUUGUGUUGAAGGCGGUGUCAUCCACUUCGGCAAGCACAUCGACAGUAUCCUCGAGCGUGGCCGUUUGUUCGUCAACCAAGUCCGUUCAGGCGACACACCUCUACUCUCUGUGUUGCUUCACGGUCCACGUGGAAGUGGAAAGACUGCCCUCGCAGCGAAGAUGGCACUGGAUUCCGAAUUCCCAUUCAUCAAGCUCAUCAACCCCAUGGAUCUGGUCGGCAUGAAUGAGAUUCAGAAGAUUCAGACCCUGCAGAAGGUCUUCACAGACGCAUACAAAAGUCCUCAGAACGUGCUCGUUAUUGACAAUAUCGAGCUAUUGAUCGAUUGGGUACCUGUAGGACCUCGCUUCAGUGCGAGCGUGCUAGCAGCUUUGAAGGUCAUGAUGCAGAACAAGCCUCCAAAGGGUCGUCCAUUGCUUAUCUUUGCAACCACAUCGUCGCGCAGCGUGUUGCAGCAGCUCCAACUCGAGUUCUCUGCUCAAAUCGCAGUACCGAACAUCCAAACACACUCUGAGCUCGAAGCAAUCAUGAAACAAAGCGGCGCUUUUGCUGAUGCUGACAUACAGCGCGCGCUCACAGAGAUCCAGGAGACUACUGGAUCAAGGACUAUUAAUGUCGGUGUUUCGAGCAUCUUACUAGCCAUCCAAACUGCCAAACAAGAUCAGGAUAGAACUGGUAGAUUCGCAGAGGUGGUUAGCGAGAUGUGCGCUGACAACAAUGUCAAUUACGAGUAA